Molecule: messenger RNA, 2042 nt
Organism: Salvia miltiorrhiza (redroot sage)
Lineage: Eukaryota; Viridiplantae; Streptophyta; Magnoliopsida; Lamiales; Lamiaceae
Product: UDP-glycosyltransferase 86A1
Exons: 2
Coding region: 474-1910 (478 amino acids)
Molecular function (GO): UDP-glycosyltransferase activity
Source: RefSeq, a predicted model, not a curated record
AAUUGUAAUUUUUGAGAAAUCAUAGUACUAUGAUAACAAAUUUGGUGAAAAUACGUGUUCAAAUUGAAGAUGAACCCUUACUGAAAUCUUAAAUAUUAAUGAACAACUCUAGUUAUGUGUCCCUCUUGUGUGAUGUCUCUUCCAUCUACUUUUUAUUUUCUAAAUCGAUAUCCAUAUAGUCUCCAAUGGGACAUCAAGCGGUACGACCUCUUGUGUGUGAACAGUGAGGUUCCGGAUUCAAACCCCACUACUCUCCCUCCCCAACUCUCCCAAGUAAAAAAAAAAAAAUGGGUAUCCAUACACCUUACGUAAGUCUCCAACUCUCUCUCUAUAUAUAUACGUUGAUAGAGUUGUGAGACCUAAGUCCAAAUGUACUUCACUUCUAAGUCCUAACUCUCCAAAUAUCUUAUAAUUCACUAGUAAAAUACAACCCCCCCCCCCCCCCCACCCCCCACCCCACCCAACCCAAAAAAAUGAAAAAAAUUAAAGAAAGGCCUCAUGCAGUAAUGUUUCCCUACCCUCUCCAAGGCCACGUCAUCCCAUUUGUAAACCUAGCCCUAAAACUUGCCUCAAAUGGCUUCACCAUCACCUUCAUCAACACCGAUUCCGUCCACCACCAAAUCUCCCGCUCCCGCGGCCUCCACCUCGACCACGACGUCUUCCUCGAAUCCCGUCAACACGGCCUCGACAUCCGCUACGCCACCCUCACCGACGGCUUCCCGCUCGCCUUCGACCGCUCCCUCCACCACGACCAAUUCUUCGAGGGCAUCAUGCACGUCUUCCCCGCCCACGUCGAUGACCUACUUGCCAGAAUCACCACCCUCGACCCCACCAUCAACACCAUCAUCGCCGACACCUUCUACGUCUGGCCCUCCUCCCUUGCUCGGAAAUAUAAUCUCCUUAACGUCUCUUUCUUCACCGAGCCAGCUCUCGUCAUCACCUCUUACUACCACGUCCACCUCCUCAAGGAGAAUCGCCAUUUUGCUUCCUCAGCCGGGAAUCGGAGCGAUGCGAUCGAGUACAUACCGGGAGUAAAAUCCAUAGCGACGGCGGAUUUGCCGUCGUAUCUUCAAGAAGAAGGUGAUCUCAACACAACCGUGCAUCGCAUCAUCGACCGAUGCUUCAAAGACGCGAAGAAGGCAGAUUUCAUGCUAUGCAACACGGUUGAAGCUUUCGAGCAAGACACCAUCGCAGCCCUACGUCAAAUCCAGCCCUUCUACGCGAUCGGCCCGGUUUUCGACAAGAACCGGAUCUCGACCAGCCUCUGGGCCGAGUCGGACUGCGCUGCGUGGCUCGACAGCAAGCCACGUGGCUCGGUCUUGUACAUCUCCUUCGGGAGCUACGCUCACACUAGUAAGCAUGUGAUUGAGGAGGUGGCCAAUGGCCUGUUGCUUAGUGGGGUCCACUUCAUUUGGGUGCUCCGGCCCGACAUCGUCAGCUCGGAGCACCCCGAGGUCCUACCCGUCGGUUUCGAGCGACGGGUUGAGGGCAGCGGGCUUAUUGUGCCGUGGUGCGAUCAGAUCGAGGUUAUCUCUCACCCGAGUGUCGGAGGGUUUCUGACGCACUGUGGAUGGAACUCGAUUCUCGAGAGUAUAAAAUGUGGCGUGCCCUUGAUUUGUUAUCCUUUGUUGACUGACCAAUUCACUAAUAGGAAAUUGGUGGUGGAUGAUUUGAAGAUUGGAAUCAAUUUGUGUGACAAGAAAUCAACGCCAACAAGAAAAGGAGUUGCGGAAAGGGUUAAUUAUUUGAUGAGAUCACAAGAGAUAAGGCAACAAAUCAAAGAAGUUGGCAAAAUAUUAGUGGAUGCAAUGGGAGUUGAUGGGUCUUCUGUGGUAAAUUUCAAUCAAUUUGUGGAAGAUCUAACGACCAAGAUUGCUGCGAUAAAGGGCUCUUUGGUUAAGGACGAUUGAGGGGUCAAUUAUGUUUAUCCUUUUAUGGGGUAUGAUUGUCUUUAUUCUAUUUUGUUCUAUUAUUUGUUGGGUGCUCGUGUCAAGUUGUUAGAAUCUCGAAUAUCGUAUAAUGAUAUUUUAUUUUUGUGUAAA